ACGGUGGAUACGGCGCCGGAGCAUCCACAGUUCUCGUCUUGUGCAAACUCCAAAUUACUGUCGAUUUUACGCGCAAAGAGAUCAAAACCAGGGUUUUGCGAUUCGUGGACUUCAAUGCGUUUAAGGAUUUAUCAUUCGUUAAUCAAGUCUGUGUUUGUUAUUUGAAUCUUGAGUUUCCAGUUCAGCCUGUGUGGACAAUGCAUUUGAAGGAGGGAUGUUCCUUGCUCCUAAAAGUUUACAAACCUUCAAUUCCAUUUGUUCUCAACACAAACCCUCUUAUCAAUCAUGGCCUUAAUAAUUCGUCGAAUCCAAAUCCGGCCGUUGUGAAAGAAUCCGAUGUUCUAAAGAGGUUGAGGCACGAACCUGACCUUACACUAGCUAUAGAGUAUUUCAAGUCCAUGGCAAAUUCUACAUCUUUCAAACACACUCCCCUUACAUACCAAGCUAUGAUUGAAAAGCUUGGGCAAAGAGGUGAGAUGGAUGGUGUUCAGUAUCUUUUGCAGCAGAUGAAAUUGGACGGAAUUAGUUGCUCGGAAGACUUGUUUGUCAGUGUUAUAAAUUCUUAUCGGCGUGCUGGUGCUGCUGACCGAGCUCUGAAAACAUUUUAUAGGAUGCAAGAUUUUGGGUGUUCACCCACGGUCAAAAUUUAUAAUCACCUUUUGGAUGCAUUGCUUAAUGAGAAUAGGUUUCAUAGCAUCUAUCCCGUGUAUGGUAACAUGAAGAAAGACGGGUUGGAGCCCAAUGUGUAUACAUAUAACAUUCUUCUGAAGGCAUUGUGCAAGAAUAGUCGGGUGGAUGGUGCUCAUAAGUUGCUUUUGGAAAUGUCAAAUAAGGGAUGCUUUCCUGAUGCAGUUAGCUACACCACGAUUAUAGCUUGUGUGUGUGAACUUGGUAAGGUGGAGGAAGCAAGGGAGAUUGCUGCGCGGUUCCCCCCUACUGUACCUGUUUAUAAUGCUUUGAUCAAUGGGUUGUGCAGGGAAUCCAACAUUGAGGAGGCGUUUCAGCUGUUAAAUGAGAUGACGGAUAAGGGAGUUGGUCCAAAUGUUAUCACAUACACAACAAUCAUCAAUGCCCUUUGUUGCGGGAAUGUUCAUCUGUCUCUCACAGUCUUGACCCUCAUGCUUAAGAGAGGAUUUACUCCAAAUGUUCAUACUUUUACAUCCUUGAUGAAAGGCUUUUUCUUGAAUAGGAGAACUUAUGAAGCUCUGGACCUCUGGGAUAGAAUGAUCAAAGAGGGAAUCUGGCCCAGUAUUGUUUCUUACAACACACUGAUACAUGGUCUAUGCUCUGUUGGUAACUUGGGAAAAGCUGUUGAUGUUACUGAUAAUAUGGAGAGAAGUGGCUGCUUUCCAAAUGUAAGAACCUACAGCACUCUUCUUGAUGCCUUUGCAAAAGCUGGGAACUUGGUCGGUGCAUCUGAAACAUGGAACAAGAUGGUUACCCUUGGUUGUCAUCCAAAUGUUGUGUCAUAUACCUCGAUGGUGGAUGUUCUUUGCAGGAAUUAUAUGUUUGACCAAGCCCAUUGUCUAAUAGAGAAUAUGGUGAUGGAAAAUUGUCCACCUAAUACAAUUACUUUUAACAUAUUUAUUAAAAGACUAUGUGAGAGUGGUAGAGUAGAUUGGGCUGUAAAGUUACUUCAUGUAAUGGAAGAACAUGGGUGCUUACCAAGUACAAUAACAUAUAAUGAAAUAUUAGAUGGUCUUUUCAAAGAAAAAAACUUCAUAUUAGCAUUCAGGCUGCUCAAGGAUAUGGAAGAAAGGGGUCUUGAGCUUAGUUUAGUGACUUAUAACACAAUUGUCCAUGGGUUUUGUUGUGCUGGGAUGCUUGAGGAGGCUGUGAAACUUUUUGGGAAGAUGCUGGUCCUGGGAAUUAAGCCUGAUGCUUUCACAUUUAACACAAUAAUUUCCUUCUACUGUAAGCAUGGUAAGGUUGAAUUUUCAAUUCAAAUGCUGGAUGCAAUGAGGGCCGCAGGCUGGCAUCCAGAUGUAAUUUCAUACACUAGUCUUAUAUGUGGGAUAUGUGAAAAUGUUGGGUUAGAAGAAGCCAAUAUUUAUCUUCGCAUGAUGGUAAGUGAAGGAAUUUCCCCCAAUACUGUAACAUGGAAUGUUAUAGUGAGAUAUCUGUUUCAUGAGGUAGAAUGUAGGGGGGCAAUAGAUUUUCUAGACAGUAUCUUGGAUGGGUAAUAUCAUAUACAAGAGGGAAACAUUUUAUGUUGUAGUGACCAUGAGUUCUGGAAGCAUCCUCCUCGUCCUUGCUGGGAAGGUGUUCACUGUCCAAUGACCAUGCAUUAACUCAGAGCACAGAAAAUGACUUCACAUAAACGAACAAUACAGAUGUUCAACUGCUGCCUGCUGGACCCCAGUUAAAAACUUCAGAAUUACCACUGAGGGUCAUAUCCUGGUGGAAUGGAUCUAACUGGUAAGAACAUUCUUUCUAGAGGGUUGUAAAUUUAGGCCCGCGUGUGCUACCCUCACACAUGAUUAGGAGGCGAGCCUGCUUGCUGUAGUAGUUUCAUGUCCAAAAACUGUGUAAGAGACACUGGCUCUACUUAUACCCCUUGGUUGAGUUAAAGUGUACAGCUAUGAGCUAUAGAGAUCUCCCUGGGCUUGGGAGGGAUAGAAGUUCUUCAGGUUUUAUAUCUUGGUGAAGAGUUACUUUGGUCUCCCCUUCCUACUUUUAGUUUUAGUCAGCCAAAAAAAACUUCAAAUUUGCUUUAAUCAAAAUUCAGCCCCAAAAAACUUCAAAAUUGUUUCCCUUUUUGAUGAUGCCUAGUUUUGCAUUUUCAUAUCUACGAUACACUCAUAGCACAAUGUUAACUUUUAGAGGAUAAAAAAUUCUCACCCCUGCUUAUAGCCCUUUUCCUUUUCGCCUCUUUUCUGCAAGUAUUAUCAGGCUUUUGGUUUUGGGGGCUUGUAGGUUGGUGAAAAUUGAAUGUUUUUGUCUGAUAUGUUGUGCAUAUUAGUUUCUUCAAAUAUUACUUGCCAAAGUAUUCAUAUGAUCCCAAAAAUAAUUCACAUAUGAGUCAUACAUGAUACUCCAUUGCCAUGGGAAAUGCUACGGUACCUACUCAAGGGUACCGGUGUCUAUAUAACGUGAAGAGUGGUUUGUAUAGUGCAAAUGGUGUAUAUAAUAUCACCCUUCUUAUUGUGCAAUACACCUUUUGCAUUGUAUGAAACACCCUUCGCAGUAUAUAGGAUGUCUCUGAAUACCAUAGCAUUUCCCCAUUUUCAUUUAUGUGAAAUGUGAUAUUUUUCUAUCUACUCAUCUGAUUUUUUUGUCAUGCUGGUUUUCAUUUCUAGGGUAAAGGAACUCAUCUUAUUCUAUCACUGCCUCAAUUCAGUGUCUUUAAUAAAAUUCACAGCUACCUCAGUUAAGUGUAUUCCGUAGAACCCCCAACGAUUAUAAAGACCACUUCAACUCUUCUUAGAUUAUAAUUAUUAUAUUAUUUAUUGUUAAUUUAAAGCACUAAUUUAUAAAGGUUUCCACUCCACUUGAACAUUGUUCAAUUUUCUAAAGCUUGCUAAUUCAGUAAUGGGAUAUAGUUGGUCUUGUUUCAUUGCUAUCUAUCCUUUUCUUUUUGGCUUUAGUAUGCUUGUAUGCACUUGGUUUUGGGUUUAAUGGGUUCCAAGGCAUGUGGUCGGUUUUGGGUUUUGAGUCAUCCUAUCAUAUUGGAGUAGGGAUGUAAAAGUAUUUUUAUUUGGUAUUAUGCAAAAGGUUAACAUUUCUUUGUUUUGUGAGGGUUCAGUUUCAAGUUUUAUCUUUAUCAUGGGCACUUGUGUAUCUUGUGGAAAUGACAUCUGAUUCGAUGUUGGAGUUUGGGGUUUUUUCCAAUUCAGUGUUGCAUUGGUCCUAUUCUUAAGUUGGCUGGUUUUCUGAUUUCAGGGUUGCUUGUAGAAGUUUGGUUGAAGUGUUCUUUUUGUAGGUUGUACGGGUCCUCUCCUUUUGUUUUUUGCUGUUCUAGCUUGUAAGGUUGUUGGGGGUGGUUUUGUACUUCUGAAGUUCAAUUUCUAAUUCAAUAAUUUUUCUCAUCUAUGAAACGAAAAUAAUUAGGCCCCUUAUUCGCAGCUUUUGUGCUUUUCCCCGUUUUCUUCUGUGUUUCAUAUUCACUGUAUUAGUUUUCUCUCCGUCAUCAAUUAAUCAGUUAUUAGAUAGAACCCAUCACCCAUCAUUUUCAUUAAAAUUGUCAUUUAUGUUUCAAUGGCUCUUAACAAUUAGAAGAGCAACAACUUCAUUCAUUAUACAUGCCGUUCUCUUUUUGCACUUCCACUUCCAAUUUUUGUUACUAAGUGCACUUCGUCUCAAAUUGUGUCAAUUUUUUAAGUCUCUUUUUAACUGCAACAUUUUCCUACUUGCCUAGCCCUAGCUCCUCUUUAAACAACCAUUCCUACAGCUACAGGUUCAAUGAAACCCUUCCCUUCCUUUCCCGCACGGGUUAUGAUGUAGUUGUUAAUUCAGAGCACUAAUUUAUAAAGGUUUCCACUCCCCUUGAACAUCUCAGAAGCAAGUUAAGCUCCCCGCCCAUCUAAUUGAUUCAUUCAUACUCAAAAGGUUGUCAAUACCGGACGGAUUCUUCGUUGGAAUCAAAUAUUUCGGUAUCGAAACAUUUUCAAGUUUCAUUUCAGAAUUAGAUAUAUUUAUAUAUAGUGGUCACGUAUACCUUCUAGUAGUAUAUAUAAUGUGCGUAUAAUAUUUAAUGAGAGGGAAGCUUUUAACAAUGGAAACUAUAUAUAAUUAACCCACAUGUAUCAUCUUCUUCUUCCUGUAUAUAAAUAAAUAAUAUAAUUUCCUCCCCCUGAAUAAACAUGGAAAGUUGAUCCUUAAUUAGAAAAUUAGAGGGUUAAGUAGCAUUUAAUUUUACCAACUAGUUGCUCUAUUCUACGAAGAUGAGUAGUGUAUAAAUUAUACGUAUUAGACAUAUGUAUGUGUGAAGAAAGGAGAAAGAACACCGGAGAAGGAGAAAGGAAUGAGAAUCGAUUCAACAGAAGGAGAAAUGGGCAUAUCUCCCGUUUUGGUUUCGAGCAUUACCAAAACAAUCUAGAUUUUGACCGAUACGAGAUUUUGGUGAAAAAUUAAGACGUUCUGGUCGAAACACAACGGUAUUAAAAAAUAUGUACAUAUGAGAAAUUUACUUGUUUAAAAUUAAUAUUUCAUAAUAAUAAAUUAAAAUGAUAAUAAUAAUAUAUAGCAUAUAUAAUUAUCUGAAAUCGAACUCGACAUAAAACACAAACACGCCUCUUAACUUGGGGUUUUGGGUCAUUUGUGCUCCUGAAUUUUAAUUUAAUGGGAAUUUAUUAGGUCACUCAAGUUUUAAUUUUGAACCUAUUACACACUUGAAAUCUCAAAUUUAAAUCAUCAUGCACUUUGU
Diospyros lotus (date-plum) is the source of this 5365-nucleotide messenger RNA. Its product is annotated as pentatricopeptide repeat-containing protein At3g48810-like. The record is from RefSeq and is a predicted model, not a curated record. Gene Ontology annotation, molecular function: protein binding. Lineage: Eukaryota; Viridiplantae; Streptophyta; Magnoliopsida; Ericales; Ebenaceae.